ACAAGACCUUUGACUGUACACCGGCUUCCAUCAGCCUCCAUGCAGUGAACAUCUUCCUGGCUUUGCUCGAGAUCAUUCUCGUGUUUGUGGUGUCCAUUCUCAGCUGCUGUGAUAUGUGCACCAUGCGCCGCCCGGUGGCACAGGCUUCAGGACUACUUCCGAUACCACACCAUCACAGACAUGACGCUGGAGUUCGCGGACAAGAUCACGUUUCCUGCCGUCACCAUCUGCAACUACAACAGAGUGGAUCUGGACCUAGCGACCAUGGAGGAGCUGCAGUACCUCUCCCCUAUGUUGUACGGCAGUUCCAUGGACGAAGCGGCACUGCGGGCCUGGCUGGACCUGCCGGCUGCUGACAACACCAGCAGUUCGGUAAACUCUACAUCGGCGACUUCUCCCACCACGGGAUUUAAUGUAGCUGACAUCAUCAGGCGGAAAGGGUUCGACCUGGGCAUCAUGUCGAGAGCCUGGCCGAGGAUGGUCGGGUGCACUUUUAAGGGGCAGCUCUGCAACUCGGAGAACUUCACACACUCGUUCAGUGUGUACGGGAACUGUUACACGUUUAACGGAGACCGGACCAGCCCGCUCCAACAGACCAUGGAAGGGACGGGCUUUCCCAGCAGUAACGGCCUGCAAAUAAUCCUGGAUGUCAUGGAUCAAUUCUCCACGGAGACGGUGAGUACUGGAGGUCACGGGGAGGUCGGCAUCCGGGUCCUUCUGCACGACCAGACGGAGCCGCCGGUGAUGGACAGUCAGGCCGUGGCACUGGCGCCGGGUAACCACGCCUUCAUGGCUGUCAGACAGACACAGUACCGUAACCAUGAGCCCCCCUGGGGGAAGUGCGGGGAACUGCAGCUGACACAUUAUGACCCGUACACGCUCCCUGCGUGCCUGCUGGAGUGCCGCAGUCGACAUGUGGAGCAGGCCUGCCAGUGUACUCCCUACUUUCUACCAGCUCAGCUGGUGUCUGGGGAACUUAAAUGUGACUGUCCCAUUCCCUGCACCAUGACUAAAUAUGGUGCAUCUGUGACGUACGCAGGAUACCCCAACAGGCUUACAAAGAAAAGCUACAACGCUGCUUACAACCUCACUCCGGACUACAUCAGAGAAAACGGGGUUGUACUGGACAUCUACUACGACACUCUGAACUACCAGAAGAUUUCGCAGCUCAAAGCAGUGGACUCGGGACAGCUCGCAAGUAACAUGGGCGGCAUGAUGGGGUUGUUUAUAGGCGCCAGCGUGAUGACGAUCCUGGAGGUUGCUGAGUACCUGGGACUAAAACUUCUGCACCAGGAAGCAGCGCCCCCACGCGAUUAA
Molecule: messenger RNA, 1317 nt
Organism: Branchiostoma belcheri (Belcher's lancelet)
Lineage: Eukaryota; Metazoa; Chordata; Leptocardii; Amphioxiformes; Branchiostomatidae
Product: acid-sensing ion channel 4-like
Exons: 10
Coding region: 181-1317 (378 amino acids)
Biological process (GO): sodium ion transmembrane transport
Cellular component (GO): membrane
Molecular function (GO): ligand-gated sodium channel activity
Source: RefSeq, a predicted model, not a curated record